AUGUCGUUAUGCGGACGCCAAAAAGUCGUCGAGCGCAAGAUGGUGCUGCUGGGCGACGGUGCCUGUGGCAAGACUUCUGCGCUGAAUGUCUUUACAAGAGGCUUUCCCCACACCAUGUUCGAGCGGGACCAAGAGCUAACGCUGGAUGAACAACCAGGUUCUUUCCCACAGUCUAAAGUCGGCAUACUAACCUUCAUCUCGGGAUUUGCAGUGAGCCCACAGUCUUUGAAAAUUAUGUCCAUGGUGAGGCGAUCUGCCGAUAGCGAAUCCGAAUUGACUUUCGUCCCAUGCUCACCCGCUGCAGACAUUUUCGUUGACAAUGUACACAUGGAACUCUCCCUGUGGGACACGGCCGGGCAAGAGGAAUUCGAUCGGUUGCGGGCCCUCUCGUACGAAGAUACACACGUUCUGAUGCUGUGCUUCAGUGUUGACAGCCCUGAUUCUUUCGAGAAUGUUGGGUCAAAAUGGAUCGCCGAAAUCAACGAGAACUGCCCUGGCGUGAAACUCGUCUUAACCGCACUCAAAUGCGACUUGAGGAAAGACGAAGACAUGAAUGACAAUCCCAACGCAAUCACCUUCGAGCAGGGUCUCGCCAAGGCAAAGGAGAUUGGCGCCGUGAAGUAUCUUGAAUGUUCGGCGGUGCAAAAUCGGGGUAUCCGAGAAAGCUUCUACGAGGCUGCCAAAGUGGCUCUAGAAGUGAAGCCCGUGGGUGGGAAGAACUCCAACUCAUCGUGUGUGAUUUUAUAA
Molecule: messenger RNA, 747 nt
Organism: Penicillium diatomitis
Lineage: Eukaryota; Fungi; Ascomycota; Eurotiomycetes; Eurotiales; Aspergillaceae
Gene: rho3
Product: Rho family GTPase RHO3
Exons: 7
Coding region: 1-747 (248 amino acids)
Biological process (GO): small GTPase-mediated signal transduction
Molecular function (GO): GTPase activity; GTP binding
Source: RefSeq, a predicted model, not a curated record